Molecule: messenger RNA, 3906 nt
Organism: Mercenaria mercenaria
Lineage: Eukaryota; Metazoa; Mollusca; Bivalvia; Venerida; Veneridae
Product: heat shock 70 kDa protein 12A-like
Exons: 10
Coding region: 244-1977 (577 amino acids)
Molecular function (GO): ATP binding; ATP-dependent protein folding chaperone
Source: RefSeq, a predicted model, not a curated record
AACUAGAUAUAUGGAAAAGACGGCGAGGAUUAAAUGACACGCAUCGGUAAUUAUUUUGAUAACGAAAGAGGAAGUAAUAUUCAGCCUGCUCAAACAACUAUUCUUUGAAGAGAAAGGUGUACACAUCUGGAAGCUUUUCAAAGGAAUGACACGUAUCGACAAUUAUUUUAAAAACGAAGGAGGAAGUUAUAUUCAGCCUGAUUCCUUGAAAUCAAACUUGUACAUAUUGGGGACAAUCUAAAAAUGGCCGGAAACUCGUUAUUAGUCGCUGCAAUUGACUUCGGAACCACAUACUCUGGCUGGGCUUUUUCCUUCAAACAUGAGUUUGAAAGGGACGCUACCAAAGUAUCUGCGAAGAACUGGAGCGGGGGACAGCUGGUAUCACUCAAAGGACCCACAUGUGCGUUGAUAAAAUCAGACAAACAAACGCUAGAUAGUUUCGGAUAUGAAGCCGAGAGUAAAUAUGCUGAUCUAGCAACAGAUGGAGAGCAUGAGCCCUGGUACUUCUUUAAACGAUUCAAAAUGAAGCUCUUUGGACAGGGAUUUGGAAGAAAUCUUAUGUUGGAAGAUGCUAGUGGUAAAAAGUUAUUGGCUAAAACGGUAUUCUCGUUGUGCAUUAAAUAUCUGAAAGACGACCUUAUAAAACUGUCGGAGAGUCGUAUUGCUGGUGGUGGACUCCGGGAUGAAGACAUACACUGGGUUCUCACUGUGCCAGCCAUCUGGAACGAUGCAGCCAAACAGUUUAUGAGGGAAGCGGCACAGGAGGCUGGGAUUUUAGAAGACAAGCUAACCAUUGCCUUAGAACCGGAAGCAGCCAGCUUAUACUGUCGCCAUCUGCCGGUAGAAAAGUGUGGCAGUGAUAAAACAUCACUAUCAAAGUUUGGUCCCGGCAAAAGAUACCUUGUUCUAGAUGCUGGAGGUGGAACUGUGGACAUCACUGUACAUGAGGUUAUGAGUGGCGGCAAUCUUAAAGAACUUGACAAGGCCAGCGGAGGAGCAUGGGGAGGAGUACAAGUUGAUGACGCUUUCUUUCAAUUCCUGUCAGAAAUUGCAGGUUCUCUCGUGAUGACAAAAUUCAAAGACAUGCAUAUGGAAGAUUACAUUGACUUGUUUCGAGAUUUUGAGGUUAAGAAGCGUGAAAUUGGGCCCAAAAAAGAUACUAAAGUUACAUUCAGGAUGCCAACAGCACUAGCUGACUUGGUAAAGGAUAUGAGGAAUGAAACGUUACAGGAAACAAUAAAGAAGACAAAGUAUUCGAAUCAGGUGAAACUAGUGGGAGACAAAUUGCGAGUGGAUCCUGCUGUCGUGAAAGGAUUCUUUAAGCCGUCAGUAAACAGCAUAGUAAAACACGUGAAGGGUUUGCUACGAGAAAGUACCAACAGCGGGGUAGAAGCUGUCCUCAUGGUAGGCGGAUUUUCUGAAUCGCCGAUGUUACAAGAAACGGUUAGGAAUCAUUUUCCGGGCUUACGAAUAAUCAUCCCUGAUGAAGCAGGACUUGCUGUUCUCAAGGGGGCGGUUAUUUUUGGCCAUAGUCCAGCUACAAUCUCCCAACGAGUCAGCAAGUAUACUUACGGAACAGACAUCUCCCAGAAUUUUGAUCAAACCAAACAUGCUAUCUCGAGAAUGUCAAUAGCAUCCGAUGGUUCGCAAAUAUGUACGAAUAUUUUUUCUAAACUUGCAGAAGCUGGACAAACAUUGGUGGUAGGAGAACCCCAGGACGAACAAACGUACACCACUCUCUUAGAGGACCAAACCGCAAUGGGUAUGAAUAUUUAUGCUUCGACGUAUAAGAAUCCAGGUUUCAUAGAUGAUGUUGGUUGCCAAAAGAUUGGCACAUUCUCUGUUCCUGUUUCUGGUAGAGGUAAAGGUCGGGCGGUUACCGUGAAGAUGAUUUUUGGCGGAACUGAAAUUGAUGUCGAGUGCAAAGAGGUUGCAACAGGAAAUAUCACACACCUGAAAGUUGAUUUCCUGUCAUAGACAUAGCGAGUAAAGAGGUGUGCAUUACUAUUGUAUCAAUACUAUUGUGUCAGUUCUUUACACAAAACGCUAUUGCACACCACAAUGAUUUAAAAAAUCAAAAUUUGGAACGAUUGAAUUGCAUUUUGAUUAUACCCAUCAUGUACAAAUUUAAGUAUUGCUUUGUUGUUCUUACGCAGCACUUCAUACCGAUGGAAAAUGUACACAUAUCCACUAGAAUAUAUUGAUUUGUGUGAUGCUUAAAUAUCAUAUCAUCGUCACAAUCGAAAGAAAAUGUUUUCAUCCUAGAUGCUUUCGUUAUAAUUUGUUGCAGAUAUCGAGUAUUUGAAAUUGUUGCUAACAGUGCUAUGUGUAUAUAGAUUGUGAUACAAAAAGUGUAUUGGCAGUGUCACAGAUAUGCGGUAUUAAGAUGAAUUAUUCUAUACCUAUUUUAUCUAUCCAAUCGCGAACGUUCAUUUGCAACACGUGACCGUACACUAUAUUACGGUAUUUGGAUGCACGUGCGUACAAAAAUCCUGUAUUUUCUGUAUUUGGACGCACGCGCGUACAAAAAAUCCUGUAUUUUCUGUAUUUGGACGGUUCAACAGUCCCAUGUUAAACAAAUGAUAAAGCCAGAAACGCGUGAAAAUGUUCCGAAUGUAAAUCGGUUGAAGUAGGCGCUCUGUGUACAGAGUUUGAUUAUGCGUCUUGAAAUCUGGAUUUAAUUUUGGUUGUUUUUUUUGUUUGUUUACAACACACAAAAACGAUUCAAGGGAUAACAACGCUAUCUGAUUUAGAUAUUAAAACGUUCAUUACUAAAUACAGUAAAAAAGAUCAUCAGAUGUUGGAAUAUCUGAAACGUCGCUAAAAGAAACCGUUCCGGACGAAACCUAGAAAUUGGUGUCUGAAUAGCUACCUAGGCAUUUUUUGUUUAACGGUUAGAAACAAAAUGGAAAAGACUAUGAAUGGCAGCGGACAGGCGGUCAGCAUCCAAAACAUGUCUGCUCUAUAAUUCAGUUUUCGUCGGCUCUUCGCCAAACUUGCUGAGAAUGUUUUUGGGCAUUACAUCUCGGCCAGUUUCGAUAACCAGCCAAAUUGUACCAGGCACUCUUUGAUUAUAGUCCUUGAAUUACUCGAAAAACGGGGAAUUUAGCCUUGUCCGCUCUUUUAAGUCUAACAGUUUUCAUCCGAUCUUCACCAAACUUGCUGACAAUGUUUGUGGGCAUAAUAUCUGAGCCAAGUAUUAUUACCACCCAAAUCGUAGUGUUGUAAGGAGGUUGCACCUUAUACUCUUUUUAAUGAUGAUACGCAGAAAAAACAACAUUCAAUGAAUUACGUAUAUUACGUAUGAAGUGAAAUAAAUAUAGAAUAAAAAGGUUAUUUAAGGUCUAACAUUGUUCUGUAUAAUAAUUAUAUAUUUGCACUCGUACCAAGCCGGGGAAAAAAAGACAGGAAUACAAUAUUCAGUGAAACAUUUUUAAUUUAAAUUAUUAUUAUAGUAAGAUAAAAUAGAUAUAGAAUAAAAAGGUUAUUUAACAUUGUACUGUACAAUACGAGAUAUAUUUGGACUUGUACCCAGCUGAGAAAACCAUAUUGAACUCGCCUAGCGGCUCGUCCAAUAUGGUUUUCUCAGCUGGGUACUCGUCCAAAUAUAUCACCGUAUUGUACAGAACAAUGCUAAAUAACCUAAUAUUAUAUCAUUUUUUCUUGUGUUUAACGAAAUGAAAAUACAAUUUGUACAUAGAAAAGUAUUACAGGGUGAAUGUGAAUUAUUUCUUUAGAGAGAUAACCGGAAGUACAGAUUAAGGCGCAUUCUAUAUAUAAUAUGUUUAAUCGAAAUUAUUUGCAAGCGAUUUUUUGAGAAAACUUAAGUGUGAAACAUUGAAUUAUAUGCUUUAAUAAAAUGUUCAUAGAUAUGUAAUAUUGUAAAUAAAAUGCAAUGCAAUACCA